AUGAGCGAGCAAGAAAAGGUGGACAGCAAUAUAGCACACGAGCAUGAUAUAGGCUCCGAACACGAUGUGCAUGCGGACAGUGUGCCGCGCGUACACCCCAAAAAGUUUUCUUCGCUCAACAUCAACCAGCGCUUUUUGCAGAGCGCAAACGCAGGGAAUGCGUCUCAUAGCACCGCGAAGCAAGCGCCGCCUCCUUCUGCACCUGUGCAGCCUACGCGGCUAAACACUGCAUCGCGUCCGUUAUGGUCUGGCGCCGGGACGGAGUCGGUGCAGGAGUUGCGCGAACAGACAACGUCGCCUGCAUGGGGCAGCUCGAGACUUGUCACGGCAAUCCUCCGCGGGCCCAACGCGCCUGCACAGACAGAUGCGCGCACUAAAGCACAUACACGCACAGAGUCACACGAUGGGACCACUAAGGCCCCAUGGAGUGCUGUGUGUCCUUCCGCGCACAGACCGCGCGGCCUCAGCUCGCGCGAUUUUCCCACCGCCGCUGAAGUCGUUGAAGCCGACCGCAAAGCAGGCGAACGUGCGGCAGAGGAGCUUUCCAAGGAAAAGGAGCGCGCCGCGGAGGAGCACACGCGCCACGAGGUAAUGGAAAAAGAGCUCGAGAGGUUCCGCGGGGCCAACUUGCAUACCUCUAGCCACUGGGACGAGCUCGAGGAGGACUUUGAGUCGUCCAUGGACGAUGUCGUGGAGUUUGGCGAUGGGACGCAGUACAAAUUGUCUACAGAGCCUGCAGAGUCGAAACCGGCGGCGGAGCCUCCAGCGUCGAAACCGAUCGCGAAACCUGGCAACGCAUGGGCCGCUCGCGCCGCAGAGGCACCGGCGCGGUAUACGCCAGGUGCUUUGCAUGCACGCGCACAUGCUCUACCACCACAAGCAGCGCCACUGCCAACGCCAGCGCCAGCACCCACCGCGUGGGGACCGAUCGCACAGCGCCACUCUACGCUCAGCGGCAAGCCACCGCUUAAACCUGCUGCAGCACCAGCCGCAGCACCAGCCGCAGCCGCAGUGCCAGCGCCAGCACCCGCUCCUUCUCCUCCUCUGCCGAUAUCCGCCGAGCAGCAACACACCGAGAUGCUUACCGCCGCCGAGCGUGCACGUCGGCGCCGAGAAGAAGAUGAGCGCGCGCGCGAGGCAGAACGCGAGCGUGCGCGACAGCGUGCCCUAGAAAUAGAGACGCGCAUGAAAGAGCAGCAGGCGCGCGAGCAGGAAGCGCGCAUGCAAGCAGAGAAGCUUGCGCAAGAAGCACGGCGACGCGAGCGCGAAGCAAAAGAGCAAGAAGCACUUGAGCGCCGCAGGAAGAACGAGGCCGAGCGCGAGCAGCUCCACAAAGAAGCGCGUGCGCGCCUCGCCAAGGAGGACGCGGCAAAAGCACGCGCGCAGCGCCGUGCAGACGAGGCCGAGGCAAAAGAGGCGAAGCGGCGCGCGGCGAAAGAGCGCAAAGCAACGCAAGAGCCGAGUACUUCGCGCGGCGAGCUCGAGCCUGAAGAAAAUUCGCCUGUGUGGCGGCAGUACGCCGUACGGAUCGUGCACCAGACACGCACACCGCAGAAUGCGUCGUACGCUGCGCUCCAUAAUAUUGCGCCGCGCAGUGCGUCGGUGUUUGCACGCGACGAAAUCGUCGUGCCAAAAGAGGCAGUGCGUGUAUGCCUUGGAAACGCGCCGCUUGUGCUGCGCAAGCGCCCAAUCUCACACGCGGCGCCGCUGCAAGAGGCGCACUGGCUACAGGUGCUUGUGGGAAGCGCAGAUCGAGAUCCCACGCGCGACUUGUUUGCGCAGCAGGACGUGCGUGUUCAUCUUCCACGCGCCAAGCCCAUCCGUGUUCAUCUCGCCCCGUCUUCGUGGCGAAAGCCGGCGCCAAAGAUGGACGCAUUUACACAGGGUCUCUUUGCACGUCCCCAUACACAAGCGCCACGCGCGGUGCUUCCCAGCCAGACAUGGGCCGUGCCGCUUGCGAUUCCCGCUUUGGAGCACGCCCCGCUUGUCGAUCCUUCUCUCCAGCGCGUAUGGUCUGCACCCACCGCUGCGUCGCCCGCAAAAAACUCGCUCAGGGAUAUUGCAGACGAACCGCUGCUCUUGCCGGAUUUCGUCGGAGGCGAAGGAGAAGAUCGUGCACGGCUCGACGCCUUUGCGUCGCCGUUCAAGCCGGGCGCUGCGUCUCCCACUGGGUCGCUGAGCGCGCUUAGCGAAAAAGAAGCGCAUGCUUCGCUCUACACGAUCCCGCCGGACUACUCCGAGUUUAUCCUGUCGGAUGCUUGGUGA
Malassezia vespertilionis is the source of this 2265-nucleotide messenger RNA. RefSeq lists its product as uncharacterized. The transcript has a single exon. The record is from RefSeq and is a predicted model, not a curated record. The coding region runs from base 1 to 2265 and encodes 754 amino acids. Lineage: Eukaryota; Fungi; Basidiomycota; Malasseziomycetes; Malasseziales; Malasseziaceae.